AUGUCCAAGAACAGAAAAGAAAAUGCAAAGCGUAGAAAACGUUCACCUGUCAUAGUUACAAGUCCCAGGAGUAGAAGAAUGAAGAAGAGAAUGACACCGGAAGAGAAGAGACCUAGGACUGCGUUCAGCGCUGCUCAGCUGCAGAGAUUAAAGCACGAGUUCGCUGAAAACCGGUACCUGACUGAGCGCCGACGCCAGGCGCUGGCUGCAGAACUGGGUCUGGCGGAGGCGCAGAUCAAGAUCUGGUUCCAGAACAAACGAGCGAAGAUAAAGAAAGCUACGGGUCAUCGGAACCCGUUAGCUAUGCAGCUCAUGGCCCAGGGGCUGUACAACCACAGUACCGCGAAUGAAAGCGAUGAUGAUGAAGAAAUUAGUGUUACGUAA
Pieris macdunnoughi is the source of this 384-nucleotide messenger RNA. Lineage: Eukaryota; Metazoa; Arthropoda; Insecta; Lepidoptera; Pieridae. The record is from the annotation of a GenBank genome assembly.